Molecule: messenger RNA, 1483 nt
Organism: Arachis duranensis
Lineage: Eukaryota; Viridiplantae; Streptophyta; Magnoliopsida; Fabales; Fabaceae
Product: S-adenosylmethionine synthase 1
Exons: 2
Coding region: 143-1327 (394 amino acids)
Biological process (GO): S-adenosylmethionine biosynthetic process
Cellular component (GO): cytosol
Molecular function (GO): methionine adenosyltransferase activity; ATP binding
Source: RefSeq, a predicted model, not a curated record
UGAAUGAUGGGUAUAAAUAGGAGGUUAUGAGGGGAAGUAAAACGUUGUCCUUAACCAGCACCAUUCUCUUACAAGCGAGUGUUCUUCUCUCAACUUUCUGAAUUCAAUUUUCAUCACUCGCUUCGCAUCUUCAGCUUGACAAAUGGCCACCGAGACCUUCCUUUUUACUUCCGAAUCUGUCAACGAGGGUCACCCUGACAAGCUCUGCGACCAGGUCUCUGAUGCAGUUCUCGAUGCCUGCCUCCAGCAGGAUCCCGAUAGUAAGGUUGCCUGUGAGACCUGCACCAAGACCAACAUGGUCAUGGUGUUUGGAGAAAUAACAACCAAGGCCAAUGUAGACUAUGAGAAGAUUGUCCGUGACACUUGCCGCAACAUUGGAUUUGUCUCUGAUGAUGUCGGUCUUGAUGCUGACAAAUGCAAGGUCUUGGUCAACAUUGAGCAGCAGAGCCCCGAUAUUGCACAGGGUGUCCAUGGCCACUUUACCAAGCGCCCAGAGGAGGUUGGUGCUGGUGACCAGGGUCACAUGUUUGGUUAUGCUACUGAUGAAACCCCGGAACUCAUGCCUCUCAGCCAUGUCCUUGCAACAAAACUUGGCGCCCGCCUCACCGAGGUUAGGAAGAAUGGUACAUGUGCUUGGCUGAGACCAGAUGGUAAGACUCAAGUAACUGUUGAGUACUACAAUGACAAUGGUGCCAUGGUCCCAGUUCGCGUCCACACUGUCCUUAUUUCCACCCAGCAUGAUGAGACUGUUACCAAUGACCAAAUUGCUGCUGAUCUUAAGGAGCAUGUUAUCAAGCCUGUCAUUCCUGAGAAGUACCUUGAUGACAGGACCAUCUUCCACCUUAACCCUUCUGGCCGCUUUGUCAUUGGUGGCCCUCAUGGUGAUGCCGGUCUCACUGGAAGAAAGAUCAUCAUUGAUACUUAUGGUGGCUGGGGUGCUCAUGGUGGUGGUGCUUUCUCUGGAAAGGACCCUACCAAGGUCGACAGAAGCGGUGCCUAUAUCGUAAGGCAGGCAGCAAAGAGUAUUGUGGCUAGCGGUCUUGCCCGCAGGUGUCUUGUUCAGGUUUCCUAUGCCAUUGGUGUCCCUGAGCCCUUGUCAGUCUUUGUUGAAUCUUAUGGAACUGGGAAGAUCCCUGACAAGGAGAUCCUUCAAAUUGUGAAGGAGAACUUCGACUUCAGGCCCGGAAUGAUCACCAUUAACUUGGACCUCAAGAGGGGUGGCAACAGGUUCUUGAAGACAGCUGCUUAUGGACACUUCGGAAGGGAUGACGCAGAUUUCACCUGGGAAAUUGUUAAGCCACUCAAGUGGGACAAGCCUCAGGCAUGAGGGGUUUCGAAUGAAUGUGUAAACCUUCCUUUCUUCAAUGGCUGCUAUAUCUUAGUAGGUGUGGAAUGAAUAAUUCGCCUGUUUAGUUACUGCUGCUCCAUCUUUAGGUCUAUAAUGUCAUCUUAUAUCAUACCUAAACAAUUUUAUUGUUUGUUA